Molecule: messenger RNA, 3442 nt
Organism: Aureobasidium musti
Lineage: Eukaryota; Fungi; Ascomycota; Dothideomycetes; Dothideales; Saccotheciaceae
Source: the annotation of a GenBank genome assembly
CACAAUCACCACUCUUAAGAUGGAUGGGUUUUAUGCAAACUCGUCGCCGAUGCGUGCGGUCCUAACCAGACUUCGUGGCCCGGACAUAGACGAUCACUUACAACUCUUCGGAACGAUCGAUUGGUCAUCUACAAGUCUGGGACCGCUUGAUAGCUGGCCACAGGAACUGGCGACUCAGAUCUUCCUCACUAUGCUAGUCCCAGAUCCGCAGUCCUUGGUUCUGGGCGAGGAUCAGAUAGUCAUUUACAAUCAAGCAUACGGACGGCUCAUUCGAGAUCACCAUCCCGGAUACUUCGGGAGACCCGUGGCCACCUGGACGGAGUGGCAGCCAUACUUUGAGAAGAUGGGAGCAAUUUAUGUGCAAGCCGANAAAACCGGACGAGCUUGGCUGAACUCAGCGUUUCCAAUGGUCAUGGACAGUGGUGGCUUCAAAGAAAACGUGGAUUUCAGCUGUGCUGUCAUCUGUCUACCUCCACCUUUGAAUGGAUUCCUUGGGUCGUUUAAAGAAACCACAGCGACUGUCGCAGCCGACAAAAGGAAUCUAAUCUUGGAGGAUUUGGUCUCAGCAUGGAAGUCAUCCUCUUCUUUGAAAGCACUUUGGUCCAAUGUGCUGAAAAGCGUAUCUCAAUACCCUGAGCUCUUCCCAUUCUGCUCAUUAUACUCCACUACCCUAGCCAUACAAAACGAUCUGUCAAUUUCGGAUUCGAGCGGAAAUGAAUCCGAUGGUUGCAUCUACACACUCGAAGGAAAAGUCGGGAGUGUAGAUUCUGACUUUCCAGGNAUACCCCAGAACCUUGACCUCGGGACCGAGAUGGAUGGAGCGUCUUUAGACCCGUUCUUAUCAUAUUUUCAACAAGCCGAGAGGACGAGAAGCCCUGUUACCAUGGACGUAAGAGACAUACCCCUGGGAUGGCAAAGCAUCGCAAAAUCUCGCGGUGUCGCUGAAUCUUGUCGAGGAGCUGUUGCUUGUCCUAGUAGCUCCAACCAGCUCAGCAGAGUACAGGCCUUCCUGGUAUUCGGUCUGUCGACUCGAGACGCUUACAAUGAAUUGUACCAGGAGUGGGUCCUGCGGCUACAGCGAGAGUUCUCAGAUGUUGUUGCCUCCAUUCUCUCGACACAGGAAGCAGCUAGGAAGAAAAAAGAGACAGCGAGGAGAUUGCGUCUUGAGUCAGAAUUGAUGAACAAAGAGCUUGCACUCCAGAGAAAGGAAGCCGAGCUUGCAGCACUCAGAGUUGAAAGGAUCACCAAGAUCGUUGGGCUGGCGAACAUAGCGAUCUUCGAGCAUGAUUUGAGUGGUCGACUCGUAUUUGCUAAUGCANNGGAUGCUUUCUACAAACUUGUGGAUGCUCCUGAGGAUCGGAGUGACAGGAUGCCAUUCCUUCCAACCGAACACUGGGAUGCCUUACUACGAGGAGAGUCACGAACUUUCGAACUUAGGUGCCGGGACGGGACAUGGGGUCUUUGCAGCGCCUUACCGACCAGAAAUCAAAAUGGUCAAAUAGAUGCUGUGAUCGGAGUGAUCACCGACAUCGAAUCACAGAAACGUGCCGAACAAGAAGCCUGUGCGAAAAUAGAAGCACUAGAGAAGGCACGUCUAGCCGAGAAGAGAUACUAUCGAUUUCUGGAAAUCAUCCCAAGUGGCAUCGCUGUCACAGACCCGUCUGGACAGAUUACAUAUGCAACACAGGCAUGGUAUGAGAUGACCGGACACCGACCUUGUGGCUUCGGCGAAAUCAGAUGGCAAGAUGUCAUACACGAAGAGGAUCUGAAUUUCGUCGAGCGUCAUAUGAAAAAACUUACUUCCGAAAAUCAACCAGUCGCGUUCCAAUUUAGGAUGAAGAGGCCUUGGAUAAAUCCAGCAGGCGAGAAUUGCGGCAGUAAGUUGACCAGAAGCAUGCUUUCGUUUGUUAUAGUCGUNUCCUGGAUGCUUUGUAACGCGCUUCCCGAGUUCAGAGAUGAUGGCUCUGUUGAGCAAGUCGUAAGUGCAAUUACCGAUAUAAGUCAUCUUAAAUUCGCCGAGUCGGUCAGCUUCAACCGAGUCGAAGAAGCCAACGAGAGCAAGAGACACGCUUUGGCUUUUAUUGACAUGACCAGUCAUGAGGUAUACUCGUCUUUUGGCCAGUUCACCAUUGAUAGUAUAACUAACUGUACCAGNAUUCGAAAUCCGCUCGGCGCGGUUAUACAUUGUGCAGAUAGCGUUUCGGAGUCUCUAACAGAGCUCAAGAGGCUGCUUUCUGACCCGACAAAACGAAGUCUGGAAGUAAAUAAAGUUGCAGUGAAAGAUGAUCAGCACCUGACGCAAUUGAUCGAUGCUGGCAUAGAUGCGGUCAGCACCAUAUUGUCAUGUUCAGAGCACUUGACGAACAUAGUUACAGACACCUUGACACUAAGCAAGCUUGACGCCAACCUCCUGCGGAUUAGUCCUUCUGCCGUACAGGCGGUCUCCAUACUCCGGGACAUCCAGAAGAUGUUCGAGGUCGAGGCCGAAAGACUAGGCGUCAACCUGAGCACGAUUGUCGAUUCAUCAGUAGCAGUACAGGAUGCGGAAUGGAUGGCCAUCGACCCAGGCAGAGUCAUGCAGAUUUUGAUCAACCUUGUGAGUAAUGCCAUCAAAUUCACAAGGACAAGUACAAGCGGACGAAAAGACAUUACGGUUCGCAUGGGUGCUUCGAAAAACCGUCCGCUGAACCUUCCGGUCGAUUUCACCAUUGCGAGGGCACUUCAAGACAGCAUAUACGAUACUGCCGAAUUUUCGGAGAACACUUGCUACCUCUGGUUCACCGUCGAAGACACAGGCAUUGGUAUGAACUCAGAAGAGCAAAACAGGAUUUUCUCCCGGUUUGCGCAAGGCUCGAUUCGGACGCACAAGACCUAUGGAGGCUCGGGGCUCGGAUUGUUUAUCAGCAGAACAUUGAGCGAGCUACAAGGCGGAGAGAUUGANGUCUCAAGUGAGCCUGAAAAAGGCUCUACUUUCGCUUUCUUUGUCAAGGCGCAUACGACCUCGCCGCCACAGUUGCAAGAAAAUGGCAAUGGCAUCUCUAGGCUUCCAAGCCCGGCAGCUCAUGACCUCAAGCCAGGGAAAAUACCAAAAAAGGGCUACGUAACAUACGUCGCAAAUCAUGGACAGGAAGCGCUUGACUUUUUGAGAAAAACCAAGCUUUGGAAGGGCAAUGGUCUUAACCCUGCUGCGCCAGAUAUAGAUGUUGUCCUCAUGAUGCCAGUUAUGGACGGUCUCGAGUGCGCAAGAAACAUUCGAAACUACCAACACACAGGCGAAAUGAGGUCAAAUCUUCCCAUCAUAGCCGCAUCUGCAAAUGCAAGAGCCGAGCAGAUCCAGUUGGCUUUACAAGCAGGAAUGGAUGAUUCCAUCACAAAGCCAUUUAGAAUCCCAGAAUUGACGCCGAAGAUCGACUCAUUCGCUGCAUGGGCAAGAGCACAGGGA